AUGGCCGACAAUGACGAGAUUUUGAAGCAGAUUGCACUUUUGUCAGGUGCACUGAAUCGUCAGCCUCGUUUAAGCUCGAGUGCACAAUACCAUGGACGGACAUUCCAUCCAUAUCAGAAGCGGCCUUUCCAACGGAGCCACAACCUCACUCUUGUCAACAAGGCAACCAACGCUCCCCUUCCGUCCACAUCAGUUACCAACUCCAAGCAUGUGCCUGCCAGCAAAGCGUAUAAGCCAUCUCGUCACCGGACGCUAGUCAAUAUACCGAGGUCAUCUUCAUUGCCUCUUGAUAUGCCAUCGGGUCAGCCGCAAAACGAAGCCAACGAUCCGUCCACGGCUUUUGUAAAAACGGGCAAUAAGCUUGUGCGGGUUGGGAGUGCGCCACUUAGCAAGCCAAGGCCUCCAAAACCACCGACACCUAUCCGAUCAAAGAAACUGUCGAAAAAGACAUACUCGAGAUCCGCAAAUAAGACGCUCAUCAUCGUGGAUGGAAUGCAGUACAGUAAGAGCGCCGAUGGUAGUAAACUAGUAGCAGCCAAUGCGAAACGAGAUCUAGCAACGCCACGGCGAAAAACUGUAAACAUCAACGGGGUUGCUUUUAUCCGGGAUGCAUCGGGGAGGAAACUUAUACGCAAGACAGAGAUUACGCCACAGAAGAAAACCCCAAAGCGUGUGGUCCUAAAUGGACUGUCUUUCGUGCGAAGCAAAACAGGAAAUCUCGUAUUAUCAAACAAAACGCCUCCCUCUCUCAAGGAAGGUACAAAGGCGAUGCAUAACAGAAAUAAGAUUCUACGGAAGCCGAAAUACUGCCAAUUCUAUCGCUUUGGUCGAUGCGACAAAGGUCUGUACUGUCGCUUCGCUCACGUGCCUGAACGAUUGGCAGUCUGCCCCGCCUUUUUAAAAGGCCAAUGUGAUGUGGAGUCCUGCAAACUUUCCCACAGCCCAAAUAUGCACAAUAUGCCCACCUGUCUGCAUUUUGAGCGUGGACGCUGUAGGAACGAGAAUUGUCCGUACCUGCAUGUCAAGCUAAGUCCCGAUGCUGCUAUCUGUCGCGAUUUUGCGCUUGAGGGUUUCUGUGAGGCUGGUGAUCAGUGCAAGAAUCGGCAUGUUUACCAGUGCCCAGAUUUUGCGGAGGGGAAAUGCAAAAAUAAAAAGUGCCAUCUUCCUCAUAAAGCAAAACCGAAAGAUGAUCGGGAGCGACGUGCUGACGCGAAAGACGGCAACUGGUCUAGAAUGCAACAGCAUGCAGAAGAGGAGAAGGAGGAUGAAGAAUUGAUGCAACUACCUAUUCGUCCUGAUUUCUCAGUAGAUGUUAUGGAAGAACUAACAGAUGAAGAGGAGGACACCUCUGAUGAGAGUGAUAUGGAGGACGAUGUACAAUCGCAUUCAACUGCCAACUCUGAUGAGGUAGAGAGUGGCGAAUGCAGUGAAAAGGAGGAUGAUGAGGAGGAGGAAGAAGAAGACAGUGAGGGUGACACAGAAGAGGAGAACCAGGUGAUUGAAAUCUACUCAGAGUCGGAAGAGGAGUCAAUGGAUGAGGAUUCGGCUCACUCUUCAGCCAUCACUGGGAGUAACAUAUCACCCAUGGAUUUUAUUGAUCUAACGGAUGACUAG
Spizellomyces punctatus DAOM BR117 is the source of this 1614-nucleotide messenger RNA. RefSeq lists its product as uncharacterized. NCBI's taxonomy places the organism in Eukaryota, Fungi, Chytridiomycota, Chytridiomycetes, Spizellomycetales, Spizellomycetaceae. Gene Ontology annotation, cellular component: nucleus. The transcript has 8 exons. Gene Ontology annotation, molecular function: metal ion binding. Bases 1 to 1614 code for a protein of 537 amino acids. The record is from RefSeq and is a predicted model, not a curated record.